AUGGACCAAUCCCAGGUCAACAAAGACUCCACCACAACAAUUGAUCUUGAAAAGAAUGCAGACGAGGGCUCCUUAGCCGGAGCUCUCGGCUCAGAGAAAGAGAAAAUAGUCGUUGUUACUGUUACUCCACUUCCUGAUCCACUGGUAGAUGGAUCUGAUUCGGAUUCUGAGGAUGAUUAUAAGUACCCCGAGGGUGGAUUGCAAGCUUGGCUAGUUGUCUUUGGAUCAUGGUGUGGCAUGUUUUGCAGUUUCGGUAUUGCAAAUUCCACAGGUUCAUUCCAAGCUUACUUAGCUACGAACCAGUUGGCAUCUUAUUCUGAUUCGCAAAUUGGAUGGAUUUUUUCACUAUACUCAUUCAUUUUGUUUAUUGGCGGCAUUUACAUUGGACCUGCAUUCGACGUUUAUGGGCCAAGAUAUUUGGUCCUGCCAGGAAGCAUUUUGCUUGUCCUUUCCAUCUUCCUCUUUGGGGAGUGUACUGAAUACUGGCAUUGGAUCGCCGUAUUCAGCAUACUCGGUGGUUUUGCAAGUUCGCUGACCUUUACUCCAUCAGUCGCAGUAAUUGGCCACUGGUUCAAUAAGAAGCGUGGAAAUGCAACUGGAAUUGCAGCCACUGGUGGUGCUGUCGGUGGCAUUGUUUUCCCGCUUCUCUUAGAGAACCUCAUUCCAAAGAUUGGUUUCUCAUGGACAAUGCGUGUAAUGGGUUUCAUCUUCGUUUUCAUCACCGCUUUAGCCAACCUCCUCAUUAAACCGCGUCUGCCACGUUCCCGAACUGCUCAAAGCCCUCAUCCAGAUAUCAAAAUCUUCAAGAAGCCAGAUUUUGCCUUCACGGUAUUGGGUGUCUAUCUCCUUGAAUGGGGGUUUUUUAUUCCAGUCACUUAUAUUACAUCCUACGCUCUCUAUCAAGGAUUUGAUGCAAGAAUCUCCUACCAAUCUCUGUCCAUCCUAUCUGCUGCAUCUGUUGUCGGCCGUUUCCUCCCAGGCUUGGUAGCUGAUAUGAUUGGCCGUUUCAACACUAUUAUUAUGGCACUCUCUCUUACUGUAUUUGCCUGUUUUGUUGUCUGGCUUCCUUUCGGAAACACUUACGCGGGUUUAAUUUGCACCGUCAUAAUACUCGGUUUUGCAUGCGGUAGCAAUGUCGGUUUAACCCCCGUUUGCGUGGGCCAAUUGUGCGACACCAAGGAUUAUGGCAGAUAUUACGCAACUUGUUAUUCAGUUGUCAGUAUUGGAUGUUUGACCGGUGUUCCAAUCGCCGGCGUUCUAAUUGAGGCUUGCGGGGGUGCUUACUGGGGAUUGAUCUUGUUCACUGGUCUGUGCUAUGCUUCUAGCGCAGUUGCAAUGGCAUGCGCAAGAGGUUAUGGUGGCGGAUGGAAAUUGAAUGCUAAAUUCUAG
Molecule: messenger RNA, 1389 nt
Organism: Botrytis byssoidea
Lineage: Eukaryota; Fungi; Ascomycota; Leotiomycetes; Helotiales; Sclerotiniaceae
Exons: 3
Coding region: 1-1389 (462 amino acids)
Biological process (GO): transmembrane transport
Cellular component (GO): fungal-type vacuole membrane
Molecular function (GO): transmembrane transporter activity
Source: RefSeq, a predicted model, not a curated record